This is a messenger RNA of Nematolebias whitei (Rio pearlfish), 782 nucleotides long. It is a transcript of the gene anapc16, whose product is annotated as anaphase promoting complex subunit 16. Gene Ontology annotation, biological process: protein ubiquitination. The coding region runs from base 163 to 489 and encodes 108 amino acids. Gene Ontology annotation, cellular component: kinetochore; anaphase-promoting complex; cytosol. The record is from RefSeq and is a predicted model, not a curated record. The transcript is spliced from 4 exons. Lineage: Eukaryota; Metazoa; Chordata; Actinopteri; Cyprinodontiformes; Rivulidae.
AUGUUAUAAAUAUGAGCCAUCCAUAUGUUUGUGAAGUCUUUUAAAAGCGCCACCGCUUCUAAAUCACACAAAAAUACUGUUUUUGUCGUAAACUUCUAACACUAGGAUCAACUGCGUAUAAAUAACAUUUAUUCGCCGGGAUAUUUACGUUCUUUAAGGCAAAUGGCAGCGUCUUCUUCGUCGUCCUCUGCGGGAGGUGUUAGCGGCAGUUCGGUGACUGGUUCUGGGUUCAGUGCUUCAGAGCUCAUCCCUCCGAGGAAAGUCCUCUACACUUAUCCCAAAGGUGCAGGUGAAAUGAUGGAAGAUGGCUCUGAUAGAUUUUUAUGCGAGUCCGUGUUCAGCUACCAAGUGGCUUCAACGCUGAAGCAGGUUAAACAAGAUCAACAAGCCUCUCGGAUGGAGAAACUUGCGAGCCUGGUGGAGGAGCUGGAAGCAGACGAGUGGCGGUACAAACCGAUAGAGCAGCUACUGGGAUUCACACCGUCUUAAACAAAGAGAUUCAGAAGCUUUCGGUUUGUAAAUCUGCCAAGUAGAGUAAAAACAAAAUGUUUUAUUUACUUGUUCAUUGUGUAUAAUGUGUGAGUUUUUAAUGUGGCUAAAUGUAACAUGAAUUUUGAAACAUUUUUCAUUGUAUUUUUGCUUAUUUAUUACACCAACAACAGGUCCACGCUACUAGAAUUAUUAACUGAGAUCUCAUAAUUAAGAUUUUUGUAUUUAAAUACCGUAUCUGUUUUAGGCUAACGAAGUUUCAGCCAGUCCAAUUUGUUAUUAGCCUCAACGCU